Trematosphaeria pertusa is the source of this 811-nucleotide messenger RNA. RefSeq lists its product as uncharacterized. The record is from RefSeq and is a predicted model, not a curated record. Gene Ontology annotation, molecular function: protein binding. The coding region runs from base 93 to 689 and encodes 198 amino acids. Lineage: Eukaryota; Fungi; Ascomycota; Dothideomycetes; Pleosporales; Trematosphaeriaceae. Gene Ontology annotation, biological process: protein homooligomerization. The transcript has a single exon.
CUAGCACCUCGCUACCAGAGAAAUAAAAGAAUACACUACUGCAUUCUAGCGUCCUUUGACCCCCAAAUCUCAUCAAUCAUCCUUCCCACACCAUGGACCAAGAUCCUCCCAACGGGCAGCCCGCAACGCAAGCCACACUCCCGUCCGACCUCAUAACGCUCAACGUCUCCGGCCGGCGCAUCCUCACCGCGAAAUCUACGCUCAAGACCUCGCCCUACUUCCAGAACCUUAUAACGCGAUGGGAGCAGGGCAUGGAAACGCUGCCUGACGGCUCCGUCUUCAUCGACGCUGACCCGGACGUUUUCACUAUCGUCUUGAACUACAUGCGACGACCGAGCACAUACCCAUUGCUAUGGACAUGCGAGAAGGGGUUCGAUUACGUGCUGUAUAACAAGGUGAUGGCGGAAGCGGACUUCUACAUGCUAGAGGAACUGCGGGACUGGGUUGCCAGUAAGGAGUACGAGAACGCCGUGAAGAUAAGGCAUAAGAUUGAGGUCAACCCAGCCACGACAGAAGCUUGGAUGGAUAAAUAUUGGGAGAAAGUUGACCUCGAGGAGAUAAAAGAGCUAGUCCAUUGUUAUCCAGUUGAGGUUGAGGGUUGGAGUAUGUCGCCGAAAAUAAUCCCGAGGAGCAUUGUAUGUGUCUGGAAGUACACUAAAAUGGAUAUGAGUGUGUGCUACAAGCACUGAGUGCAGAAAAAGCAACGCCGUGCAUUAGAAGGGACGCCCGGAAAGACGACAUAUGGGCGACGAAGGAGAGGGAAAGGGGGAGAGAUAAAUUAACUUAAGUAGAAAGCUUGAGUAUAUACUAG